ACCUUUUUCGAUCGCCCUUGGCCCAACUUAACACAAAGGAACUCGAUCAACUGCCCACUUUCUAUUUUGAACUCUCACAUUCAUCAUUCCUCCUUUUCGUCCUAGAAACAAAUUUCGGAAAUUUUAUCGUUACAUAUUUAUUCUACCAGAGCAUCAAUAAAUAGAAAAUGGCAAAUCAUAACGUCAACAGGGAUUCGAAGAAAUUUUUAUAUGGGUUCGUCAUCACCGGAAUGUUCUUUGUCUACACGUUCUUCGCACUUUUUGUCGUAUAUUUUAUGACGGGGCCAGGCGAAGUGACACUGACCCCGGGCGAGAGAGUAAUUUACAACUGUGUCCGUUUCUGCGCUUAUCUUUUGACAUUGAUCUUUCUCAUUUUUGUGAGCCUGACGACUGGCGUAUAUCAACUCUACCUCAAAAUUGAAUUGAAGAAGGACGCGGGCAACAAUUUACGAAAUCAGGAUGAAAAUGACUCAAAACCGAAAUCUGUGAAGAGCUCCAAAUCAAUAAAGAAUUAUGCAUGCAAAUAUUGCGGAAAGGUGUUUCAGAAUUGUGCUAAUUUCACCAUUCAUGAGAGGACGCACACUGGAGAGAGGCCGUUCUCUUGCGAUAUUUGUGGGGAGGCGUUUAUCAAGUUCAGUCUUCUUAAGGAUCAUGGAUCCAUUCACGCCUAAGUGAAAUCAUUCAAGGGUACAGAGUGACUUUUGGAGGCCUUGCUACUCAGAGCCAAAAUAUUACAAGUUCAUUCGCAAGUAAAUUUUAGUACCAGAAAUUAGACUUUCUUACAGUUUUCAUGUUCUAAAUUUCCCCUCAAAAAUUACCAGCCUAGGUAAAUUUCGUUUUUUCACUUUCAACUCAAUUUCUCAUUUAACGGUUGACGGUUAUAAAAUAUUUUUUAAAAUAUUAGUUUAAGUGUUAAAAAUGGUUUGUUUAUCAUUACAAACUUGGUACGUAUUUAUUUCCGGUCGUGAAAAUCUCUAAAGUAAUUUGAAUUACAAAACUUGGGCCAGAAAUCAAUUCACAAUAUUCCAAAAUAAUACUUAAAAUUAUUUCGUAUUGAUGAUUACACUUUUUAAAAAUUCGUUUUCAUCAUACACAAAUUAGUACUACUUCCGUUAUUUGGUUUAUUAAAAAUCACUAAUCACUUAAUUGCAAACCUCACAAACGGGGAAAUAUGCAUGCAAACUAGUAAUAAAGAAUUUGUACUAAA
Molecule: messenger RNA, 1207 nt
Organism: Folsomia candida
Lineage: Eukaryota; Metazoa; Arthropoda; Collembola; Entomobryomorpha; Isotomidae
Product: protein odd-skipped-related 1
Exons: 3
Coding region: 168-671 (167 amino acids)
Biological process (GO): regulation of transcription by RNA polymerase II
Cellular component (GO): nucleus
Molecular function (GO): RNA polymerase II cis-regulatory region sequence-specific DNA binding; DNA-binding transcription factor activity
Source: RefSeq, a predicted model, not a curated record